GAGGCAGCCCCGAGCCGCAGUGUGAGAGCGCAGCCCCCGCGACCAGCAGUCCCCCGAGCUGUAGUUGUGGCCUCCGCGGCCGAGUUCUUCCGUGGGCGCCCCCGCGUCGGACUGUGAGCAGAGCCCCUUCCCGGGAUUUGCGUUUCUCUCGCGUAGCGCGGCUGUCGUACUUCUGCGUCGCGAUGGAGGUGGCCACCGCGGACUUCGAGGUGUUCGGCAAGGUGCAGGGAUGUAACUUUACCAAGGACGCGAAAAACCUCGCCGACAGACUGGGCAUCACAGGAUGGAUCAAGAACAGCAAGUCAGGCACAGUCAUGGGCAGAGUGCAGGGAGCCAAAUCCAGCGUGGACCAAAUGGUCAAAUGGCUGAGUGAGGAAGGAAGCGAAGGCUGCAAGAUCGAGCGGUGCCAGCUGACCAACCAGAAGGCCAUCGUCCGCCCCGACUACCCCAAGUUCACCCUCAAGUUCUAGAGCAAGUUCUCCGCUCGCCCGAACACCGCGGGACGAUGGAAGUACAUUAGACAUUUUCGCCAGAGCCGCCAUCUGUAUCAAGCCCAUGACCUCAUCAACAUUACAGUCGCCCCGUUCAUCUAACAGAAAUAGAUUGUGUGUGGAAGUCUUUCUCUACCUUGUCUUUGGUCGGGACGUAGUAUGUGUUCAACCUAAGUAGGUUAAAUGAUGUGUUAACAUUAUAUUUCUUCGAUAUCUUAGUUUUCUUUUUCUAUAUCUUCUUUUAAUGCCUUAAUAAAAAAUGAAAUGCGAAAUGUUAUGGGAUUAAAUUAUCCGUUUGAUGAUAAAACCGAAUGGGGAAAAUGAGCAGCAUGACCAAAAAAGUUUGGGCGUUAAACUUGACACUCAAAGGCAGAGUGAUAACUAAAAAUGAGACAGUGAGGGAAGCUCAGCACAACACCCAGUCAGCCUGGAAUGAACGGGAAACCUGAUCCCGAGGCAACAGGCCUGCCUCUGAGCUGCUAAUCGAACACAACACUCACAACAUUUCAGUUCUCAUAAAUCCACGUCUCGUUUUCUAUUCUUUGUAACUAGCCUCAGUACGUUCUGCAGUUUGUGUUACCAUGACUUGCCCGAAACACUUCUUUCACUCAAGUAACGUUUAGUUAUCGACAAACACUAACUAUUAUUACCAGAGGAUGAACUCGAUGAUAAGUAUAGUUGUUGUUCAACUAAGUUCGUUUUGAGUGUUGAUCUAGACUUGUGUUACAUCUUGGGAGAGGGAACCUGCAGAUUAUUGUCCCACUUGUUAUUAUUCAUAUAUUUAUCUAUUCAUAUAUGUGUUUAUUCUUAGGAUAUACAUGUGGCAGCAGGUUCGCACGGAGUCCUGGGCCAGCCUUCGUCCCGACUCUCUGAACCCUGAGAAGUCAAACACACCACGGCUAUUAUGACCCACCGAUAACGUUUCAUGCCAAUGUAUUUCUGAUGAGUCUAUUUAUCAUCAAGGAGUCCAGUUAUUGUUUAUUUUUCAGGAAUUUUCUCGCAAGGGAGAAAAACUAUAUCUAAUUAAAGAAAUGAGAAUAGGAAAUACACAUUGAUACAAAAAUAA
Penaeus chinensis is the source of this 1557-nucleotide messenger RNA. RefSeq names its product acylphosphatase-2-like. Bases 183 to 470 code for a protein of 95 amino acids. Gene Ontology annotation, molecular function: acylphosphatase activity. The transcript has 3 exons. Lineage: Eukaryota; Metazoa; Arthropoda; Malacostraca; Decapoda; Penaeidae. The record is from RefSeq and is a predicted model, not a curated record.